Molecule: messenger RNA, 1155 nt
Organism: Patiria miniata (bat star)
Lineage: Eukaryota; Metazoa; Echinodermata; Asteroidea; Valvatida; Asterinidae
Exons: 1
Coding region: 1-1155 (384 amino acids)
Biological process (GO): protein phosphorylation
Molecular function (GO): ATP binding; protein serine/threonine kinase activity
Source: RefSeq, a predicted model, not a curated record
AUGGGAAGUAACCAAAGCAACACCUCUGAAGUGAUCGGAUACACAUAUACGUGGGUGGAGUUUGAGGACGACUGGUUCGCUCAAGGGGCCUCCCGGUAUGUCUACAAGGGUACAUUUCACGGGGAUCCCUACUUGGAAGGAAAAUGCUGCGUAGUGAAAGUCUACAAAGAAGAGUGGUAUGACCGCCUGUCGGAAUAUGCCUGGGUUGCGGACGACCGUGCUUAUCGCAAAGCUGACGAGAUGGCGCAGUUGUUUAACAACAUGUAUCAAACGAGCAAACCAAUCGAGUUUGUUAAACCUGAAUUCACCCGAGUUGACACCCGUGCUGGGUUCAAUUUUCUGGGCUUCCUUCCAUUUGAACGAAAGAUAAAAGGAACAUUUGGUGGUACCUCCGACAGCGUUUCCAAUAUUAUCCCCUCAAAAGCUACCCUCGCUGUCGAGAGGUACCUUGGGGGGCAGUAUGUCAAAUUUAACAGCAACACUGGCUACUCUGACAGAGCAGAUUUCGCCUCCCCGGCUGCCUUCAGUCAUUUCACUUAUCAUGAAUCCAACGGUGAGAUUUUGGUUUGCGAUUUGCAAGGGGUGCGCACUAGUAGCGGGUACAAGUUCACUGACCCGGCGGUUCUCAGCGGCGGCCCGGAACUCGGUGCCUAUGGUCCUGCUGAUUUGGGGAAGUUUGGUAUUGUAAAGUUCUUUUUGAACCACAGGUGCAACGAGCUGUGUAAAAAGCUUAAGAAACCAAAAAUUACCAACGUGACACUCGGUGAGAGGGUUAUACUGGAUAAAAUCGUAGACAAUAUGCCUUCCCAUAGUGCUUCAACGUACACGUAUCAGUUAAUUGAGUCCUCUGGCAUACCCACCAUGGAAGCCAACACAAUUCAAAACAAGCUAAGGCUGGAAGCAGUAUAUGAAGAACCAGUUCUGCCCAGUGAACAAGAUAAAGACAGCUCCCCACUGCCUGCCACCAGACCAGAGGCAACAGAUGACGUGUAUGGCAACGUUGCACCUGAUCUGUCGUGCCUGCGAAAUCUCGUGGUGAUCGAGAAUGAGCCGGGACGAGGACAGUUCGGCAAGGAGCCGCUGGAAAAGACGCUUGGCAUCCAUGAGGCCGGGAAAGAAACCAAGGUUGCCGUCGAGACUCUCAAAGGUUUGUAA